Messenger RNA from Daldinia caldariorum, 725 nucleotides. RefSeq lists its product as uncharacterized. Bases 273 to 635 code for a protein of 120 amino acids. The transcript has 2 exons. The record is from RefSeq and is a predicted model, not a curated record. Lineage: Eukaryota; Fungi; Ascomycota; Sordariomycetes; Xylariales; Hypoxylaceae.
UUGCGAUACCACCAGUGCCCGCUCCUGGACUUGUGUUAGUGAGUGGCCAUAUGAGCUACGUUAGGUAUCUAAGGUUAGGUACGCAGUGUACUGACCAAUAACGAUCGCUCUCUUCCGAGUUCUCGUCUUAGACAUGUUUGAUUCUUUCGGCGCGAUACUCAGCCAAUACGAUGAAAACCCGAUAGUCCGGGAUAGAUGAUGCUUCUAGACGAUCUGCUCGGCAAUCUCGCCGCAGCACGGGAAUCAAGCAACGCAGCAGCCACUAUCCGACCAUGCGAUCUCAAUUCGAUAUUGUUCUGCUUCUCAUCGUCCAGGGCGGGACAGGGGGCAUGCUUACCGCGCUUAGAAAAAAAAAAGGAAAAGAAAAGAGAAUUACACCGAGUCGCGUAUGUAUAAAGAACGUUCAACCCGACAUAAUGAUUCAUCAUCGAAUAAUCCGCAAUGGUGAGGCGGAUAGGAGGCAUUACCUAGCGUUGCCGGGAAACCCGCAAUCCGCUACUUUAUUUCCAUAUGACUCUUCCGAUGCGUACCUCAUCCAGAACUUUUUGAGUUUUCUGCAAGUCGAUGAGAUUGAACCCAAAGUCAGACGAGUCCAGCUGGCACAAGGGGUUCAUAGUGUGAGUUUGCUUCUUUAAGGCCAGUACUAGCUGCUUAAAUAUUUGGUACAGAUCUACAACAAGUAGAUUAUAAUUUAAUUUUGAAGGCUUUCAAUAUCAUAAAUCAGU